Molecule: messenger RNA, 1173 nt
Organism: Prionailurus viverrinus (fishing cat)
Lineage: Eukaryota; Metazoa; Chordata; Mammalia; Carnivora; Felidae
Gene: LHX4
Product: LIM homeobox 4
Exons: 6
Coding region: 1-1173 (390 amino acids)
Biological process (GO): regulation of transcription by RNA polymerase II; neuron differentiation
Cellular component (GO): nucleus
Molecular function (GO): DNA-binding transcription factor activity, RNA polymerase II-specific; RNA polymerase II transcription regulatory region sequence-specific DNA binding
Source: RefSeq, a predicted model, not a curated record
AUGAUGCAGAGCGCAGCUGUCCCCGCGGAGGGGGCUGUCAAGGGGCUCCCGGAGAUGCUUGGUGUGCCGAUGCAACAGAUCCCUCAGUGUGCCGGCUGCAACCAGCAUAUCCUGGACAAGUUCAUCCUGAAGGUCCUGGACAGACACUGGCACAGCUCUUGCCUCAAGUGUGCAGACUGCCAGAUGCAGCUGGCGGACAGGUGCUUCUCCAGGGCCGGGAGCGUCUACUGCAAGGAAGACUUCUUCAAGCGCUUCGGCACAAAAUGCACGGCCUGCCAGCAGGGCAUCCCCCCGACCCAGGUGGUGCGCAAGGCGCAGGACUUCGUCUACCACCUGCACUGCUUCGCCUGCAUCAUCUGCAACCGGCAGCUGGCCACGGGGGACGAGUUCUACCUCAUGGAGGACGGGCGGCUGGUGUGCAAGGAGGACUACGAGACGGCCAAGCAGAACGAUGACUCUGAGGCCGGAGCGAAGCGGCCCCGGACCACCAUCACAGCCAAGCAGCUGGAGACGUUAAAGAACGCCUACAAGAACUCCCCCAAGCCUGCCCGGCACGUGAGGGAGCAACUGUCCUCGGAGACUGGCCUGGACAUGAGGGUCGUACAGGUUUGGUUUCAGAACAGAAGGGCCAAGGAGAAGCGCCUGAAGAAGGACGCGGGGCGGCAUCGCUGGGGGCAGUUCUAUAAGAGCGUCAAGAGGAGCCGGGGAGGCAGCAAGCAGGAGAAGGAGAGUUCUGCCGAGGACUGUGGGGUUAGUGACAGUGAGCUGAGCUUCCGAGAGGAUCAAAUUCUCUCAGAACUUGGCCACACCAAUAGGAUUUAUGGCAACGUGGGGGACGUUACAGGCGGACAGUUAAUGAAUGGGAGCUUCUCCAUGGACGGGACAGGACAAUCCUAUCAGGACUUGAGGGAUGGGAGCCCCUAUGGAAUCCCCCAGUCUCCAUCCUCCAUAUCGUCCCUGCCAUCCCACGCUCCUUUGCUCAAUGGGCUGGAUUACACGGUGGACAGUAAUUUGGGCGUCAUUGCGCACGCAGGGCAGGGAGUAAGCCAGACGCUGAGAGCCAUGGCUGGGGGACCCACCUCUGACAUCUCCACAGGAAGCAGUGUAGGCUACCCCGACUUUCCAACUAGCCCAGCCUCUUGGCUCGAUGAAAUGGAUCAUCCUCCUUUUUAA